AACAUAUAAGUGAACAAACAGACAUGUUUUUGAAGUUGAUCUUUUUUGUGCUAUUGACAUAUGGAUUGACAUAUGGAUUUAUCAACACCACAGAUGCCUUCAGCACUUCAAAUAAUACUGCAGCUUCUGCCUAUGGUGAAAGAGGCAAAAUUGAACUGAAUACCUGUUGCAAAGAAAUUGUUAUUACAGCUGGGAAUGGAGGUUCAGGGAAAGUUGAAAAACGAUCUGUAGACAAUAGAAAACCAAUUAGGCCACUAAAAACGUCAGAAGUGUUAGAUGACACAAAUCCUUGUUUGCCCAACCCCUGCCUACACAAAGCACUGUGUGAAUGGACCCCCAGGAGUACCCCUCCAUUUAUCUGCCACUGUCCCGUGGGUUACGUGGGGAAGUCGUGCGAAAAGGAAUCAGGCGGUAUCAAGCCAGAAGGUGGAGAAACUAUCCCCAAAGAAAAGGAUAUGACGUUUGUUAACGUCAUAAAAAUGAUUGAUGGUCCAACAGCUACCCGGAUGGCGGUCAUCUUCGGUGCAACUGUACUUGGGAUUGUGCUUAUCAUCAUCAUCCAUUGCUGCAGGGUGCUAAGUAGAAAGCAAAAGGAGGAUGCUGCAUAUUUGAAGAGGCUUCAGACAGGCGACAUUCCUAAGACCCUACCCCCGGGCUGCUGUGAACUGAGUAACGUAGUGUUCUUUGAGACGUUGUGCUGUCUGGGGGCCAUCAAAGAAAGCAUCAAGAAGGAGACAGCCGAAGUUGACGUCAAUCAGUUGGUUUCUGAAUUAAAACUGGUGAGAAGUAUGUCCAGAAUGUCAAAGGUACCUGACAGAUUAAUCCCAGAGGAGAGAGGAAGCAAGCAGUCGCUAAAAUCUAGUCGAAGUAAAAGAACCUCUGAUCAAAGAAUUCAUCGAGAGAGAAGACCAAUGCCAGAGUCUAAAAUUAAUCAAACUGCAGAUAAGAAAGACGAUUCUUACAUCAUCAAUUUUGAGGGCAGAGAAACAGAUAUGGACAACACUAAAGUUGACCUCGAUUACCCAGAGAGUCUGAAGUUUUCAACGAGAUCUCAACCAGCAUCCGUAGAUGAUGAUGAACAGAUUAUCAGUAAAACAAGAUGUAGCUGUGGCCGAGUAAUAACUGCUAGGGCACAGCCACGCGGACCGAAGCCUGAACGAUCCAAAUCUCUACUGUUGAAUGCAUCAAAGUCUAACCAGGUAGUAUACAAUGAAGAAAGUGGCCGGCAAAAAAGCCACACGAGAGUCUGUUCACUUCAUGGAGGGUCCUAUCAAUCUGCCAUAGACCAAACAAAGCCAAGUAGACAUGCUGAUAAUCUGGAAAAUCAAAGAGGCAGCAGAGUUUGUUCACUCGAGCAAAGGUCUCAUCAGUCCCUAACAUCAAAACGAAGUGGAGUGUCGUGUGAACAUAGUCGUAUGACAAAGGACAAUGGCGAACCAUUACUGGAACCCGUUGAAGUUCAAUAUGAUGAUGAAGCAUAUCCAGUGGGAUUGCGACAGCCUGAUUUGCAGAAGUCUACUCAGACGUUAACAAGAAAGGAAGAACAAGAACAUUGCAGUAUUUGUCAGCCAAAACAUGGUUCUUUCAUCCAUCAUUCUCACCAAGGAAAUUUCAAGUCAGACACACAGUUGGGAAGAAAAAUUUCAGCACAAACCCAGACAACGCCACAGUUCUUUUCACCAACGAACCAGCCGUCUUCCAACCACAUGCAGACGACUUCAGUCAAACGGCCUAUUUCACCAUCUCCAGUGACACCCAUCCAAUACCAACCAUCACAGCACUCUGGAUUUGUACGUGUAGACAAAUCACAAAACUUUCCAUCUUGUCCACUUAAUCUAAGCCCCGUGCAGAGUGUUCAUAAUACAGAAUCCAUGGGGAUGCAGAAAAGACUUUUCUCCUUUGAAGACUACAUUGCUAAAGAAUUGCAGGAAAACAAUUCGAACACUCCAAAUCAUCAACCAGUCGCAGGAGAUGGGAUUACUUAUUCUCAUCACAGUAUCAAUAAAUAUAGUAAUCGUACGAAUUCCAUGCCUUCUUCAUCUUUGCUUCGCAGACGUGAGAAUGUUGGAAGGAACUAUUCAGAACAAGGCGGCGAGAAACUGCGGAGCAACUUCAUAUUACACCCUGAGAGAUCGAGUCAGUAUCUACAAGACCGAAUACAGGAACAUUAUUCCAAACCUUCAUUUCAUUCUUAUCGAGACAUGUACCUCCAAGAAAAUAGGGAAAGGAGGAGGUCCAAUCAACAGUUUUCAAACGGUGACGUUCCAGAGCAGCAAGGCUCAAGAGUUUCUAUGAAUAAGCGUUCAAGAGAAGAUGAAAAGGAAUGGUUUGUAAAAAAUUAUGAACCAAUAGGAUCACGUAUGAACGCAAGGCGCAGUUAUUCGCAGCCAGAAGUGUAUUACAAACCUAGAGAUGUUUCCAAUCACAACGAAAUUUACUAUGAUAAAGAGUACCUACCAAAAUAUACCGAAUAUAUGAAUAAUGAAAACGAACAUGUUGUAAUGCCAAUUCACAGAGUUCCCAACACACUGCCUUCUUCAAAUCCAUACCAGACAACGUAUCGGGAACAUUUUGGGGUGGUGCAGAACACAAGAAACCGGGCACGAAUGGAUCGCCAAUUCGUAGAUUCCGGAAUCGAAGUGAAUGGGAGCAGAGAAACUGAAUCCAGUGAAAGAUACCGACGUAUGGCUCGCGGAUCUCCCCUUUCUCAAUAUCUACAAGCAGUAGAAAAAUCAAAAAGCUCUGACUAUAGACCAGACAGAGGAAGGAGAAAAGAAAGGGAAUAUGAUUUUGAAUCUCGAUCCUCCAGCCGAGAGCGUGGUUAUGGUCAGGGACCUUCAACGUCAGUUGGGCGUAAUUUAGAAGAUGAUCGAGAGGUACUGAACUUUUUGAGCGAAAGGAGAAGUGUUAGUAGUUUUGUUGAAGCAGCUCAUAGCAGUCCAGAAGAUACCAGGCAGUCUCGCUUCAGUAAGUACAUGGGUCAAAGGCGUCGAUCGGCCCCUACAGGAGCUGUCCCAUAUGAUGUGGAGGAACGCGAAAUAAAUACACAGAACGAAGAGGAUGUUCUAGAUUAUCUUCGUCAGAAAAAGACCGUCAGUGCUUUAGUGGAGAACAGCCGAGAAACAAUGCCAAGGACUUUUGUUCGUCAGUAUGAGGAAACCCGACAUAGAAACAUACCUCCUCGUGAACGAGAUCGGGAAGAGGAUGAAGAGGUUUUGUAUUAUCUGCGGCAAAGAAGAAGUGUAAGCGGUAGAUCGGAAGAAGAAAGUCAGGAACGAGAGAGGAUCAUGCAAAGUGUGAGGGAGGAUUAUGAAGAUGUAGGGCCUCCAGCUUUAAAUACCAUGGGGCACCUCAACGAGGAAUUGAAGUAUACGAAAAUGUUUGCCAAGAAUACUGUGGCAUAUCCGCCAGCAGCUGCAAAGAUAGGGGAAAGAAAAGACAUUAAGGUGCCUAUCAUGUCCAGAAACGUGUUUACUCCGCCGCCUUCAAAUAGAGGAAGUCCACAGAGGCAUGUAGCAAAUAAUGACGAACAGUCUACACCGUAUCAAGAAUUCUUGAGGAAAAGCAUGAUUCGUUUUCCCGUGAAAGAUAUUGAUAUACGUCGUUCAAGAGAUGCCCUGAAAGGUAACAGACUGCAAGAGUUGUUAAAUAAAGAUAAUGCACCGACUGAGAAAGCAAAAGACCACACAUCUUCCUCUUCGGGAGCUUCCUCGAAAAACCCUUACCGGCGAAACUUGGGGCAUUAUGGAAAUAAUACCAGUAAUAAUAUCGGGUCAAUGUCCCACUUAAACCUUGCACCGGAAGGAUUCCAAAGCGAUCCACUGCAUGAAAAUGAAAGAGUGGGAAUUCAAUACAACAACAAGCCCUCACCUGUAAGAGGAGAGUCAUUCCCUGAUCAGAGGCAGUUUCUACAGCAAGUAAAACGGAGAGGCAACGAAGAAGGUUGGAAUUAUCAGAACAGAAGCCAACGUCCAAGGACUUCAACAGGCGAGGGCAGGGAUCUAACUCUCAACCGAUCGCAAGACAUUUCUCAUUUUGGUAACGAUAGUAGUUUAUGCGCUAGGAGACCAAGUCCAAAACACAGUACUCCAAAAGAUUCUCCGGUCGACCCGGAGCUACAGAGAAUCUGGGAGAGUCGAACGAAUCAGCAACAACAGACAGGGUCACUCCUGGAAGUUAUGCGCAAUAGUCAAACAAUUCAGGAUAGAUUUUUGUCCAAACCCGAUAAUAUCAGUCACCAAAGAACUGAACGCGAUCAUAUAUUUAACGACGGUUGGGCUACUGAUGCUGGAUCGCCAACAAGGAGAAGACGUAGUAGAGAAAUGAUAUAUCGAAACCAAGGAUUGGUUCAGGAUAAUCAAUCUCAGCAUGACGUGUCAAAAACCGGCAGCAGAAGUAUCCCCAACUUACAAACAUUGAGUUCUUUUCAAGGUGUACCUGCAUCGAGGUUUCACAGUAGGGUAUCUGAAACUUUGUUGGGGCCACAAAGCUUACUGAGUGAUGGACAUCAGGUUCAAAGACCAUCUUUCAUUGGUUAUCAUCAGUCACGUGAUAUUCCUGUUCAUUAUAAUCGUGGACAAAGAAUACCGAGCAAUAAGGAGGCAUUUGACUCUGAUGAAUCUAUUCCAAAAACUCCACCACCCCCUCCGCAUUAUUAAUAUUUAGAAUUUUGAUAUAUUUUUCCCAAUUAUUGAGAAUUUUAAAUUUUUCAAGGUUGUACAUUAAAUACAUAAACAAAAUUAUGGUUGCCAAAAUAUGCCAGAACUAUUUGACCAAAUGUGAACAA
Saccostrea cuccullata (small rock oyster) is the source of this 4786-nucleotide messenger RNA. RefSeq lists its product as uncharacterized. Bases 24 to 4658 code for a protein of 1544 amino acids. The record is from RefSeq and is a predicted model, not a curated record. The transcript has 8 exons. NCBI's taxonomy places the organism in Eukaryota, Metazoa, Mollusca, Bivalvia, Ostreida, Ostreidae.